Molecule: messenger RNA, 957 nt
Organism: Orycteropus afer afer
Lineage: Eukaryota; Metazoa; Chordata; Mammalia; Tubulidentata; Orycteropodidae
Product: olfactory receptor 13C7-like
Exons: 1
Coding region: 1-957 (318 amino acids)
Biological process (GO): G protein-coupled receptor signaling pathway
Cellular component (GO): membrane
Molecular function (GO): G protein-coupled receptor activity; olfactory receptor activity
Source: RefSeq, a predicted model, not a curated record
AUGGAAGCUCCCAACCAGUCUGCCGUGACAGAGUUUGUCUUGCUGGGACUCUCAGCCCACCCAAAGCUGGAGAAAACCUUCUUUGUGCUCAUCCUGUUGAUGUACCUGGUGAUCUUACUGGGCAACGGGGUCCUCAUCCUGGUGACUGUAUCUGACUCCCACCUGCACACGCCUAUGUACUUCUUCCUGGGGAACCUCUCCAUCCUGGACAUCUGCUACACAACCUCCUCAGUCCCCCUGGUCCUGGAUGGUUUCCUGACUCCCAGGAAAACCAUCUCUUUCUCAGGUUGUGCUGUGCAGAUGUUUCUCUCCUUCGCCAUGGGAGCCACAGAGUGUGUGCUUCUGGGCAUGAUGGCGUUUGAUCGCUACGUGGCCAUCUGCAACCCCCUUAGGUACCCUGUGGUCAUGAGCAAGGCUGCCUAUGUGCCCAUGGCUGCUGGCUCCUGGUUGGCUGGUGGAACCAACUCCUUGGUGCAGAUUUCUCUUGCAGUACAAUUGCCCUUCUGUGGGGACAAUGUCAUCAACCAUUUUAUCUGUGAGAUUCUGGCAGUUCUAAAGUUGGCCUGUGCUGACAUUUCCAUUAAUGUGGUCAGCAUGGGGGUGGCCAAUGUGAUCUUCCUGGGAGUCCCAGUUCUUUUCAUCUUUGUCUCCUACAUCUUUAUAAUUACCACCAUCCUAAAGAUACCCUCAGGUGAGGGGAGGCGCAAGGCCUUCUCCACCUGCUCUGCCCACCUCGCCGUGGUGAUCAUCUUCUAUGGGACCAUCCUGUUCAUGUAUGGGAAGCCUAAAUCAAAGGACCCCCUGGGAGCAGACAAGCAGGACCUUUCAGACAAACUAAUUUCCCUCUUCUAUGGACUUCUGACUCCCCUGCUCAACCCCAUCAUCUAUAGUCUGAGGAACAAGGAUGUUAAGAUGGCUGUGAGGAACCUGGUGGCUCAGAAAUGCUUCACCCAGUGA